AUGGCAGCAAGAAGUGGUAAAGUUCAGAAGGUGAUGGUACAGCCUAUUAAUUUGAUUUUUCGAUAUUUGCAAAAUCGAUCACGCAUACAGAUAUGGCUGUAUGAGGAUAUCACUCAUAGGAUCGAAGGAUAUAUCAUUGGUUUUGACGAAUAUAUGAACGUUGUGCUUGAUGAAGCAGAAGAAGUGAAUAUGAAGACAAAAAAUCGCAAUAAAGUUGGUCGAAUCAUGUUAAAAGGUGAUAACAUUACAUUGAUCCAAAGUAUUGGUUGA
Messenger RNA from Brugia malayi, 270 nucleotides. It is a transcript of the gene Bma-snr-6, whose product is annotated as small nuclear ribonucleoprotein E, putative. Gene Ontology annotation, biological process: spliceosomal snRNP assembly; mRNA splicing, via spliceosome. Gene Ontology annotation, cellular component: U4/U6 x U5 tri-snRNP complex; U1 snRNP; U2 snRNP. Bases 1 to 270 code for a protein of 89 amino acids. Lineage: Eukaryota; Metazoa; Nematoda; Chromadorea; Rhabditida; Onchocercidae. The record is from RefSeq and is a predicted model, not a curated record. Gene Ontology annotation, molecular function: RNA binding. The transcript is spliced from 2 exons.